GCUGUCGCUGAAAUCGCACGUUUUAUACAGAAACAGCUGAUCACAUAUAUGUCAUAUGUAUACCUACUUUAUCGUUUAUGCUAAUAUUAAUAUGUCUAUGUAUAAACGUGCUUGUGGUUUUGUGAUAUUUCGUCAAAUUCAAGAUUCAAUAGAAUAUCUUCUCAUGCAAACGUCUUAUGGAAAUCAUCAUUGGACUCCACCUAAAGGUCACGUUGAUGAUGGAGAAACUGAUUUUGAAACUGCCUUACGUGAAACAGAAGAAGAAGCUGGAUUUGUAGAAAAUGAUUUAAAAAUUUUUCAAGAUGUCAAAGUAGAAUUAAAAUAUAAUGUUAAUGGCAUUCCUAAAACUGUUAUCUAUUGGCUGGCAGAACUCAUAAAUCCUAAUCAAUCUGUUAGAAUGUCUAGCGAACAUCAAGCAUAUAAAUGGUUAAGAUUUCAGGAAGCUUGCAAUCUUGCUGAAUAUACGGAGAUGCAAAAUGCUUUAAAACAAUUUAAGGAAUAUAUAGAUAAAAACGUAAAAAAGAAGUAGAAUGAAGAAUAACUAAUUUUAGUAACAAGAAGCAUUUUCAAAUACAUAUUUCUAUCAAUAAAAAAAUUGAUAUACAAAUACAUAUUUAUUAUCAAUACUGAUUGAAUAUAUAUUUGACAUUUUCUAGAGUCUGAUAUGAAUAUUCUUUAUAAAUUUAUACAUCUUAUGUUAGACUAUUAUUAUAAUAUGCAUACUGUUAUUUUAAAUGGUAAAUAUUAUUAGAUCUAUUAUUAAGAAAAUUUUACAAUUGUAAUAUAUAAGUUAUGCUUAUAUUUUAAUAAAUCAUAACUUUAUUAAUUAUCA
Molecule: messenger RNA, 832 nt
Organism: Polistes canadensis
Lineage: Eukaryota; Metazoa; Arthropoda; Insecta; Hymenoptera; Vespidae
Gene: Apf
Product: bis(5'-nucleosyl)-tetraphosphatase [asymmetrical]
Exons: 3
Coding region: 56-529 (157 amino acids)
Biological process (GO): AMP biosynthetic process; ATP biosynthetic process
Molecular function (GO): bis(5'-nucleosyl)-tetraphosphatase (asymmetrical) activity
Source: RefSeq, a predicted model, not a curated record